CGGCGGCGAAAGGGGAGGCGAGAAGUCAGCGGACGAGUCCCGGGGAAGGGAGGAGGAGCAGGAGGAGAAGGAGGCGUUGCACUGCAGCACCAGCAGCUCCGGACCAGAGAGGAAGGAGAGGGGAGAGAGAGAGAGACGCGCGCUCCUCGAAGCAGCCGGAGGAAGUGCCGCCGGCUCCGGAUCGCAGCAGCUCCUCUGCCCGCCAAGGCCGUCUCCAAGCGGGGCGCCAAAGCUCCCUACCCUCCCGGCGCCGCGGUCCCCCCGUGCGCAACAGGGCGCGCGUCAUGGCGCACCGGGGUGGCCGGGCGCUCGCCGCCUUCCUCCUCGCUGUCACGGCGGCAGGCUUAAAUGUCUCCUGUGCCUCUUCACCUGGUCCACCUACUCCCUCAAGCACGGUUCCCUCAGAAACAACAGAAUUUAAUGAUUCCGCUGCUACAACCAGUGUUGGUCCUCCUUUGAGCACCCAGAAAGGAGCCUCCAUGACAGUUUCGCUGAGAUUUUCAACUCAGGAUAGCACCACUGCUUCUAACACCACAGUGGAAGCUUUGACUGCAAACCCCGUUUCAGCUGUAACGCCCCUGUCAAGAGCAACAGUCCCGGAUAGCUCAGCAGCAACCCAUUCAUCACCGCAGCCAAACACUGGAUUACAAACCACGGAAGACACAUCAGCCCCUGCGACAUCAGUUGCCGGCCUGGUCACAGGCGUCGCUCCUCACUCGGAAACCACACCAGUCAGCUCUUUGCCUACUCUAAAUGGCUCGCCCACCAACCCUUUUCCUACUAACGCCACCUAUCUAAGCACCACCCAAGUGCCGAGUGCAGGAACAUCUCCAGAAGCUAUGUCCUCCAGCAAACUCCCUACUGGAGAGGCAACAUCUGGAGAGACAUCUGUGGCAGCAUCCUCCCCGGGCUCCACGCAAGGGGCUACUAUUUCUUCGCAUGCGGCUAUGUCAAGUAAGGCUACUCCAGCGACCUCCCCUACUGGCAGCACCACGUUCUCGGUGGGGGUAACCAUACAGGAAGUUCAACGGGCCUUGAGUUCGGGCAGCAUCGCAGCUAUUACCAUCACAGUGAUUGCAGUGGUUCUGUUGGUGUUCGGCAUAGCCGCAUUCCUGAAGAUCAGGCAUUCUUCGUACGGAAGGCUCUUGGAUGACCACGACUAUGGAUCCUGGGGGAACUAUAACAACCCUCUCUAUGAUGACUCUUAAAUGGAGGAGAAUCCAUCAAAGCCAAAAACUGCUCGUGUAUUUAUGAAGCACUUAUUUCACUAAAAGCGCCAUGGUCCGAUAAUCCUUCUGCGUACAAUGUCCGUGUUGUUGCUCCUCCUGCUGUUUCUGUUGAUGCGUUGUCACCAUACCUUUUCGCAAGGCAGGCCCCAAACGGAAAACGAGCCAACCAGAGUGGAGCGUUCAGCAACAAAUCGGGCAAGAGUUGGAAUCCGUAGCUACGAGAAUACUUGCUCACGGGUGCCGUUGCCUCCAAACCCUAACGUUCUGCAAAGUGAUUAGGAUUCCUGCAAAAAGGAACAAAGUCAGUGGAAAGUUUCGCCACCUGUGGCCGUUUGGGCUCCCAGCAACUCGGUUGUAACAGGAAACCUGCAAUGAAGAAUGUGACCUUUUAGAGUUGUCAGAUAGCAAAAAUUCGUGGUAGAAGUUGCUCAGGUGUCUCCCAGAAUUAAACGGCAGAUCUUGAUUCUUGCUUUAAUUGCCUUUUCUGGCUUGUCUCCUUAAGAAAGUGUUCUGAUUAGAAUUCAGCUGAAGGUUGGAGCAACCUGAUAUAUCACUGAAGUUCUUAUUAAAUGUUUUGCUAAAGAAAGGCAGAAUGUCACAGUAAUAGGGGCUUUAGCCAGAAAUGGCAGUCUGGUUUCCUGCUCCCCUCCCCAGCCUUCUGUAGGGUCCAGUUCAUUGGGGCCUCCUUUCACAAAAAUCUAUUACAGUUUGGGCAGUUGUUUUUGGAAAUUUAUUGAAGCCCAGUGUUAAGUCAUGAGCCCACCAGCUCAUGGUAAAGUUAUUGUUACCUCCCAAAUACAGAGGCUCUCCAUGGAAGUGUCUCCAAUAAAGUUUGUUUUGUGGGGACCAUUUGGAAAAGCAAACUCUCAAGGGCUAUUUUUCCACACCCCAAGUUUGUCAGUUCAGACGUGUUUUCAGAAGUGUGUUAGAUAAGGGGGUCCUCGCCUUUUGAGCCCCUCUGUGCACAUACAGAUUAGGAAAAAGCAGAAAAAGCAGGUUCGCGAUGCAAAUGUAGCGAAGGCCAGCGGAUAAUUUGCAUUACGAAUCAAAACUUCUCAAGCCAAAUAGAAGUAAAACACCUCAUUCUGCAUUAUUGAGUUCCAGCCGAUGGCGGCUAACGUUAAGCUGAACCCUAGACACAAUCCUUUGAUGUAUUUUCCAUUAUAGAAAGAAGGAUUCCAUUUCAGAAAAGACAUUUUCAGUACUACAGUGUUGCUUUCUGCCUUCUCAGUAUGCAAAGUCUAGCAGUUGCUGUUUUUUUUAUCUCCUUCCCUUCCAUUUUUAAGGGCACAAAGCCAGUCUGCUGUCACAAUGAGGUUUGAACAACAUAUUAUGCAGAGUUGGGGGGGGGAUUCCCCUCCUUUUAUUUUUAUAUCAACCCAAAACAAGAUAGGGCAGCGUGUCUGUGGCUAGAUGCAGGGCAAGUGAGGAAGGAAGGAAAGAUUCUCGCACAUUUAAAAAGUUGCUGCUGUGCUGGAUGGCAGAGACACCGUAUGAACCUCCAGCAAAACACCUGUAUUUCUCUGUUUUUUCGUUUUUCUGUUUCGUAGCACUCUUGUCUCUGCAACUUUUUUGCAUUAAAAGCUGGACAGAGGAAGAUUCUUGUGCUAAACUCUUUAGUGCACAGUGUAAAGGGGGGAAAUUGAUUCCCCUCUCCCAGAGGCUAAACAGCUACUUGUUUGCACUACAAAUAAACUUUGACAAUAAUAAA
Messenger RNA from Podarcis muralis (Common wall lizard), 2940 nucleotides. RefSeq names its product prostate androgen-regulated mucin-like protein 1 (gene PARM1). Gene Ontology annotation, cellular component: plasma membrane; late endosome; early endosome. The record is from RefSeq and is a predicted model, not a curated record. NCBI's taxonomy places the organism in Eukaryota, Metazoa, Chordata, Lepidosauria, Squamata, Lacertidae.